Molecule: messenger RNA, 794 nt
Organism: Toxorhynchites rutilus septentrionalis
Lineage: Eukaryota; Metazoa; Arthropoda; Insecta; Diptera; Culicidae
Exons: 2
Coding region: 27-770 (247 amino acids)
Molecular function (GO): sequence-specific DNA binding
Source: RefSeq, a predicted model, not a curated record
AAAGCUGCGCAAAUUGCCCGGAGCACAUGCAAGUCGGACGAAAUUUGCUUGAAGCUGACUCCGAACAAUCUGCAAAAUUCAAAAGCCGUAUUGUUUGUGUCGUCCUCGGAUGUAAGCAGAGAUAUCGCCCCGGAAUUUCUUUUCAUGCCUUCCCUCCGAAAACGGACAAAUCGCGGUAUCUAGACUGGAUCCAACGACUUCGGCUAAAGAUAGAACCUACAAAAACCUCCCGUAUUAGUAGCCUCCAUUUCACCGUGUCGAACUUCUACUCUCCAACAACAAGCCGUGCCACUGAUCGCUUAAUUCUUAGGCCAUCAGCAGUUCCCGACUUGAAUUUGCCACAACCUCCCAUCAGCGAAGCCAGGAAAAGACUUAUUGAGGGCCGUGCUGAACGUGCUGCAAACCGUGCCAAAGUUGGGGCAGCGAUGGACCAGAGACAUGAUACACCAAACCUUUCAGAUCUUGCCAUAGAUGCUGAAUGUGCAGAUCAUCCCGAAGUCUGUGUUUCUACAGUAGAGAAAGCAGUUCAGGUAGACACUACGGAUUUGGAUAAACUUAAAGUCAAGCGUAUCUCAGCGAUCUCCUUUGGAAGCGAUGACGAUCUUGUAUCAUGGACUGGACUUAAAUCAAGAGAAAUGCUCGAAUCUAUUGUCAAAGCAGUGACUCUCGUGAAGCAGUAUCGUCAAAAGCCUAAAUCUACAGUGAAGCUAGAAGAGGAAAUACCGGAUUCCUGCACAAUAGACAUGUUAAGAAUAUAUUUUUUUAAAUAAAUAGGCCUUUACUAAAGUGUUUCU